AGAAGUCUGGGAGGCGGCAGUGAUGGCGGCGGCGGGAACCGGACCCGGACCCGGAGUGGGUACAGGACCCAGCCCCGCGGCGGCCGCAAAUGCAACAGCGGCGGAGGAAGGAGAGCCGAAGCCGGUGGUAGCGGUAGCAGCCGCUCUGGCCGGAGAGGGAACAUCUGCUGCUCCAGCAGCAGAGCCCGGUUGCGGAGAGGCCGAAAGCGGGGAUGCAAACUCCGUUGAUGUAAGUGGUGGUUUGGAGACAGAAUCCUCUAAUGGAAAAGAUACACUAGAAGGUGCUGGGGAUACUUCAGAGGUGAUGGACACUCAGGCGGGCUCUGUGGAUGAAGAGAACGGCCGACAGUUGGGAGAGGUAGAGCUGCAGUGUGGGAUAUGUACAAAAUGGUUCACAGCAGACACCUUUGGCAUAGAUACCUCAUCCUGCCUACCUUUCAUGACCAACUACAGUUUUCACUGCAAUGUGUGCCAUCAUAGUGGGAAUACCUAUUUCCUCCGGAAGCAAGCAAACUUGAAGGAAAUGUGCCUUAGUGCUUUGGCCAACCUAACGUGGCAGUCCCGAACACAGGAUGAACAUCCAAAAACCAUGUUCUCCAAAGAUAAGGAUAUCAUACCCUUUAUUGAUAAACACUGGGAGUGCAUGACGACCAGACAGAGACCUGGAAAAAUGACUUGGCCAAAUAACAUUGUUAAAACGAUGAGUAAAGAAAGAGAUGUAUUCUUGGUAAAGGAACACCCUGAUCCAGGGAGUAAGGACCCAGAAGAAGAUUACCCCAAAUUUGGACUUCUGGAUCAGGAUCUUAGUAACAUUGGUCCUGCUUAUGACAAUCAAAAACAAAGCAGUGUUGUGUCUACCAGUGGGAAUCUAAAUGGGGGAAUUGCAGCAGGAAGCAGUGGAAAAGGAAGAGGAGCUAAGCGCAAACAGCAGGAUGGAGGGACCACAGGGACCACCAAGAAGGCCCGGAGUGACCCUUUGUUUUCUGCUCAGCGCCUUCCCCCACAUGGCUACCCGUUGGAACACCCGUUUAAUAAAGAUGGCUAUCGGUAUAUUCUCGCUGAGCCUGAUCCCCAUGCCCCUGAUCCUGAGAAGCUUGAACUUGACUGCUGGGCAGGAAAGCCUAUUCCUGGAGACCUCUACAGAGCCUGCUUGUAUGAACGGGUUUUGUUAGCCUUACAUGAUCGAGCUCCCCAGUUAAAGAUCUCUGAUGACCGGCUGACCGUGGUUGGAGAGAAGGGCUACUCCAUGGUUCGGGCUUCUCAUGGGGUACGGAAAGGUGCCUGGUACUUCGAAAUCACAGUGGAUGAGAUGCCGCCGGACACUGCUGCCAGACUGGGUUGGUCCCAGCCGUUAGGUAACCUUCAAGCUCCCUUAGGUUAUGAUAAAUUUAGCUAUUCUUGGCGGAGCAAAAAGGGAACCAAGUUCCACCAGUCCAUUGGCAAACACUACUCUUCUGGCUAUGGACAGGGAGACGUCCUGGGAUUUUAUAUCAAUCUUCCUGAAGAUACAGAGACAGCCAAGUCACUACCCGAUACUUAUAAAGAUAAGGCUUUGAUAAAGUUCAAGAGUUAUUUGUAUUUUGAGGAAAAAGACUUUGUGGAUAAAGCAGAGAAGAGCCUAAAGCAGACUCCCCAUAGUGAGAUAAUAUUUUAUAAAAAUGGUGUCAAUCAAGGUGUGGCUUACAAAGAUAUUUUUGAGGGGGUUUACUUUCCAGCCAUCUCACUGUACAAGAGCUGCACGGUUUCCAUUAACUUUGGACCGUGCUUCAAGUAUCCUCCAAAGGAUCUCACUUAUCGCCCUAUGAGUGACAUGGGCUGGGGUGCUGUGGUAGAACAUACUCUGGCUGAUGUCUUAUAUCAUGUGGAAACAGAAGUGGAUGGGAGGCGGAGUCCCCCAUGGGAACCCUGACCAGGUUGCAGUUGGUGUCACCUUUCUUGGUGACAGUGUCAGAAAUGUGGGCAAUCUGAGGACAGGGAGCCAGCAUUGGAGGAAAGAGACAGAGUUCUGACUCAUAUCUCAACCCCUCUCCUAUUGCUUCCAUUGUCUCCAGCCAACUCAACCACCCUCAUUAUCCUGUGAAGAUCGGACUCUCAAGGAGGUGAACAGGAGUUUAAGAGUCUCCCUCCUGCUUUUCCUUUGAAUAUGUGUGUUGAUAUGUGCAGGUUGUUUUCCUGCCUUGCUUAUCUUCCUUUGUAAUAGCUGAUGAUUAAAGCGCAGUUUUCAGAAUACUCAAAACUGGGAUGUGAUAAUGAGCCUUCCCUUGAGAUCUCUUUGUGGCUUCCGUAUCUCCCUUUUUAAUACAUCAGUGGCUGUGCCGCCCUCCCAGGAUCGCCCCAGAGACUUCCCUGCAUAUAACUUUCUGCCUAGGUUAAUAGGUAGAGUGGUUCACCUCGAGGUAGGUUAAAUGUUGCCAAGAAUCACCAUAUAUUAUGUGUGUUUAAGAAAUUUCCCAAAUUUAAAGUGACUAUUGGUAUCUUAACACAGUAGCUUUGACUAAUAUAUUUGUCUCCUAAUGAAUCACCCAGGUUCUUUGUUUUGGCCAUUCCACAUCUCUUAACAGGAAAUCUAACAGAAUCAGUAUGAUCGUAGGCUGAAGUCUCUACCUGUCACCCCUGGACGCCUAUUCAUUCGUUUCUGGUCUUAAAGGGCAGACUUGGUUAUAAAGCUUUUGGAUCAUCAGAGUUUGAAGAACUCUAAGAAAAUGAGGGUGGUGUUAUUUAGAGGAAGCUGGAGGUAAAUUCUUUGUAAUAUAAAUUACCACAUAUGUAAGUUGUACACCCACUCUUCAUUUGAAUGAUAAAAUUAGGUUUUUGUACAUUUGGCUUUCAUAAAUCAGAAGUUACAGAAAUAAUGAUUUUGCCUCUUUAUACUUCAUAUUCGAAGUGUGUGUGUAUUUUGAGAAGGUUCAUUUGAAGGGCUCAAAGAAUACCCACUCUUCAUACAGUCCUGUAUAAAAUGGUUUCUUUAGGCAGAUCAUCACUGGCAACUUAUUUUGUUCCAAUGUGAAAUUAAAUAAGUGGGACAACAUCUCCCCAGUCACCUCAAAGACAGUUGUGUAGUUUGAAGAAGGCAAAUUAUAAUCGAGCUCAAAACCAUAGUGUGUGUUGAAAACCCAUUUCUUUACUAUCAGCCUGUUCUCUUGAAACCAGA
This is a messenger RNA of Diceros bicornis minor, 3151 nucleotides long. It is a transcript of the gene ASH2L, whose product is annotated as ASH2 like, histone lysine methyltransferase complex subunit. Bases 23 to 1909 code for a protein of 628 amino acids. Gene Ontology annotation, molecular function: transcription cis-regulatory region binding; protein binding. The transcript has 17 exons. NCBI's taxonomy places the organism in Eukaryota, Metazoa, Chordata, Mammalia, Perissodactyla, Rhinocerotidae. The record is from RefSeq and is a predicted model, not a curated record. Gene Ontology annotation, cellular component: Set1C/COMPASS complex.